Corythoichthys intestinalis (scribbled pipefish) is the source of this 1706-nucleotide messenger RNA. RefSeq names its product urea transporter 1. The coding region runs from base 1 to 1152 and encodes 383 amino acids. Gene Ontology annotation, molecular function: urea transmembrane transporter activity. Gene Ontology annotation, cellular component: membrane. The record is from RefSeq and is a predicted model, not a curated record. Lineage: Eukaryota; Metazoa; Chordata; Actinopteri; Syngnathiformes; Syngnathidae. The transcript is spliced from 8 exons. Gene Ontology annotation, biological process: urea transmembrane transport.
AUGUGGACGGACCGUAAAGCAGACGUGCGGGACACCAGCGGGAAAAGAGCCAGGGACAGUAGCCCUGUCCUCAACAGACUGAUGGCGCUUACUGGUGACAUGAUAUACUUGGAUAAGGUUAUGCAAGACAAAUGGUUUGUACUGCAGCUGGCCGUGUGGGCGCUUCGAGGGGUGACGCGAGUGAUUUUAGCCAACAACCCGCUGAGUGGGGCUCUCAUGCUAGCGGCACUCUACUGGGCCUCCCCCUGGCAAGGCCUGCUGGGAACUUUGGGCCUGCUGACCUCCACGCUCGUAGCGGUCAUCUUGGGACAAGACAGUGCAGAAGUGUGGGGAGGACUUCACGGCUUCAACGGCAUGUUGGUCUCCCUGCUAAUGGGAGUGUUCAACAGCGCCGGAGACUGGUACUGGUGGCUGCUGCUUCCCGUUUGUCUGGGCUCGGCGACAACUGUCUUCUUCUUCAGUGGUCUCUCAUCAGUUCUGGAUCGAUGGGACCUGCCAGUUGCGGUCUUUCCGUUCAACAUAGUCAUCGUUAUCUACUUCCUGUGCACCGGACCGGACAACCCCUACUUCCCGCGCCGCCUCGCCAUACCGCCGAGCUCGGUGGCGACUAACGUGACGGCAGUUAGUGCUACAGAGGUGUUGCAAGGUAUCCCUCUCGGCGUGGGCCAGAUCUUUGCCUGCGGAUCCUUGGGUCCCUCCUUUCUCAUUCUGGCCGGACUUUGCCUUUACUCCCCGCUUCAAGCCUUCCACGCUUUGCUUGGCUCAGCAGUCGGAACACUGGUCGGUCUAUCCGUGGCUGUGCGGCACGAGUGCCUCUAUUCUGGUCUGUCCGGCUUUAACGGAGCUCUAGGCUGCAUGGCCGUGGGAGGAUUUUUUUUCAUGUUUAAUUGGAAGACCCACUUGUUGGCCAUCGCAAGUGCUUUCCUCUCUGCUUAUCUUGACAUCGCUUUGAGCAACCUGUUGGGGGCAACGGGUCUGCCGGCAUGCAGUUGGGCCGCCACCCUGACCGUGACGCUGCUGCUGCUCCUGCGGGGCAGCGCGUCCGCCUACCGAAUCCCCACGGGUCAAGUGAAGGCCCCCGAGCAGAACCUGCGCUCUCGUAGCCGCUGGGAAGCCGGCAGUACAGUUGAACGAGAAAGCACUGAUGUCUAACGCAGGAUGCAAAAUGAAGGAGUAAAAACAGUGAAGACAAAGAUGACAUUGGAAGGCAACUUUAAUUAUUACUGUGCACAAGUGAAGGAAUGUUCCUUACCCAUAACGUUGCUGCCGUUUCCUGGUAUUUCUCCCAUUUUAAAUUGCUUUAAUAAUGACGGUUUCUCCGUCACAGUGCUUUUUAUAUUUUCAUGCUUUCUGAUGUAGUUCUCACAGGUGAUCAUAAGAAACUUCGAAAAGUGAUUUCAGUCUGUCGGAAGAUUGAGGCGCGCUGGAAUUGUACAAAAGAACUAAAAGCAAAGUAUUAAUGCAAAAACCUUGCACAGACUUUUUGUCUCAUGGAUGAAUGGACAUUCUUUGUGUGUACUUUCAGUUGUAGGAUCAAGCAUGAGUGCUUUUGUGCUUGUUGUAUUUCUUCCUUUUUUUCUAUAUUUGUGCACAUGAGUGUUUCUGAUGUAGUUGUAAUGCACAUGCACUUACAUUUAGUGUUUGGUUGACCUUAAGACUUAAAAACUUGGACAGCUCUAUAUGACAUAAUGUGUAAGCUUUUUUUU